This is a messenger RNA of Blepharisma stoltei, 747 nucleotides long. NCBI's taxonomy places the organism in Eukaryota, Ciliophora, Heterotrichea, Heterotrichida, Blepharismidae. The record is from the annotation of a GenBank genome assembly.
AUGAAAGCAAUUCCAAGAAGCUGCCUUCCAAUGGACAAGUUCCAGCAGCUUUUUCCACCUUUGACAUCCCGACUCAUAAUUUUCGACGUUGAAACAACUGGGCUAGAUGCAAGAUAUCACGAAAUUAUAGAAAUUGGGGCAAUUGAAAUAAUUGAAAAUGAAGAAACACGCCGAUUUCACGAAUAUGCCUGCCCAGCAAGGCCAAUUUCUAAGUCAGUUUCAGACGUUCAUGGCCUAACCCUCGAAUCUCUCGAAGGAGAGCAAGACUCUCUCACAAUAGCUGGGCGAUUUAUCGAAUGAAUUGGAGAUACCAAUGAAGCUUAUAUCAUCGGCCAUAACAUAAAAUUCGAUAUCAGCUUCCUUGAAGCCGCUUUAAAAGUGUAUAACCGCAUAAAUAAAGAAAAUUUGCAAAUUCCCAGAAAUACUAUAUGCACGCUAGAAUUAAUAAAAAUUGCGUUUAGAAGAGACUCAAGCUUAGAUCAAGCUUGCAAAAUAUUUGAAAUAAGAGACCUGAAAAAUAGGAAAAAACAUGGAGCUAUGAUAGACGCUGAAUUAACGAUGAAAUUGUAUUUUUGCAUGAGGGAGUGGAAAUUUUUUUCAGAUACUCAAGGGAUUGCAUCAAGAAAAAUUAAAGGAAAAAAAGGAAUGAAAAGUACGGAAAGAGUUCUGCCGUGGGAAAAUGGGGUGAAAAAACAAAAAUGCGAUGUGGUGGAGGUUGUAGAUGAUAGCGAUAUUAAUAUUGUUUAG